GGCGACUCACCCGCUCCGCUCAGUUAGUUAAGCGCGGCUUGCCAGUCGGUCCAGUCGAUCCGAUCCGCUGUCUCCGUCGAGCGUCGAGAUUCGAGAAUCGAGAUUUGAGAGUCGGGUUCCGAAGUCCCAGCCAUGUCCAAGUUCUCAAAGCUGGCCCGCGGGCUCUGCGACCUCCUGAUCUGGGCGGCCCUCAGCGCGGCCAGCCUCUUGCUCCACAAGCUGGUGCGUCCCUUCCGGCGCGGCUUCUUCUGCGGCGACGAGUCGCUGGGCUACCCGUACCGCGACAGCUCCGUCGGGACGGAGCUGCUCAUCGCCGUCGCCCUGGCCGUUCCCACCGCCGUGAUCGCCGUGGUGGAGCUCUUCAAGCAGCUGCCCGGCGGACCAGGAGGCCCCGGCGGGAAGAAGGAGGGCUGCCGGGUGUCCCACCGACUUGGCAACCUGUACCGGCAGGCCAUCUUCUACCUGUACGGCCUGGCCAUGGUCACCUUCGCCACGAUGCUCUCGAAGCUGUGCAUCGGCCGCCUGCGGCCGCACUUCUUCGCGGUCUGCCAGCCGAUGCUGCCGGACGGGAGCGGCUGCCAGGAGGGGCAGAACCUGGGGCGGUACAUCGACAGCUUCACGUGCAGCAACGCCAACAUGAGCGACUUCCAGUUCAAGCAGCUCAACCAGUCCUUCCCCAGCGGCCACGCCAGCAUGGCCGUCUACGCGAUGCUCUACCUGGCCAUCUACCUGCAGGCCGCCCUCAGCACGCGCGUCUCCAAGCUGCUCAAGCACCUGCUGCAGUUCCUCUUCGUCAUGUUCGGCUGGUACGUCUCCCUGUCGCGCAUCACCGACUACUACCACCACUGGAGCGACGUCCUCGCGGGGGCGGCGCUGGGCGUGGCCUUCGCCUGGCUGACCAGCGCCUACGUGGCGGACCUCUUCGGCGGUCGCCGGUGGCCCAAGGCGGGCUACUCCGCCAGCACGCUGCGCAAGCCGCAGGUCUCGCCGAAGAGCUCCACCAAGUCGCAGGCGGGCGGAUCCGCCGCCGGAGCGACCCAGCCCCCCGCCCUGCCGGCCUACACCUUCGGCACCCUGCCCUAUCUGGCCGCCCAUCCCGCGCAGGCGCAGCCGCAGUACGCCACGCCGUACCACAACUACGGCUACGUGCCCUGAGCUCCCUGCGGAGCCCCUAGCGAAACGUAGCUUAGCGAACCCGCAAACAUGCACAUAUGUAUUCACAAACCACGAACGGCACGGAAUUCCUGUUUUGUUUUCUCGUCUGUAUUCUAGCGAAAUAAAUGUUCAAGUACGAUACGAA
Messenger RNA from Drosophila ficusphila, 1300 nucleotides. RefSeq names its product putative phosphatidate phosphatase. Gene Ontology annotation, molecular function: phosphatidate phosphatase activity. The record is from RefSeq and is a predicted model, not a curated record. Gene Ontology annotation, biological process: phospholipid metabolic process; phospholipid dephosphorylation; signal transduction. Bases 133 to 1155 code for a protein of 340 amino acids. The transcript has a single exon. NCBI's taxonomy places the organism in Eukaryota, Metazoa, Arthropoda, Insecta, Diptera, Drosophilidae.